GCCGCAUCGCGUGUAGCCCCUGCUGGAACUAUCGACGCAAUCCUAACUUCCCAGAGGGGACUGCAGAAUCUCGCUGAGACGAUUAUGCAGUGCUCAAUUUGUGCGGGGACCCGACUGACGCUGCUUACGGUUGUCAUGGUUAGUAUUGAUAGUCUAAUUUCGGCAAUGGAAGUUAUUACGGCUUCUUCGACCGGCUCACCUGGAGCGGGGACUGGGGCGGCGGAGGAAAUGUUCGGGAGGUAUCCCUCCCCAAAGGGGGUCGGGAGUGGAAGUGCGAAUGGCACGAAUGCUGGCGGCGGCGGGGGAGGUACGUUUCUCAAGUCUCAGAUUGAGGCGUGCCCGCUGUUGGUUGGGAGCUUUCGUGUACCGCAGGAGGAGAAAUAUACGUUUGUCAAACAGGUUCUGCAGACUAGACUCGGGGGGUUGUUAACGACUAUUCGUCGGAUUCGGUUCUGUACGCAGGAGAUGCUGGCUGGGACCGCGGCACGAGGACGGUUGGUGAUGAUGAUGGAAACGGAUCGAAGGCUGCAAAUGGUGAUGAUGAGGAUGAGG
Aspergillus ruber CBS 135680 is the source of this 552-nucleotide messenger RNA. RefSeq lists its product as uncharacterized. The record is from RefSeq and is a predicted model, not a curated record. NCBI's taxonomy places the organism in Eukaryota, Fungi, Ascomycota, Eurotiomycetes, Eurotiales, Aspergillaceae. The annotation marks the transcript as partial. The transcript has a single exon.